GAAAGUCGUGACGCGAUUGGUCGGCGUGGUGGCCGCACCGCGAAUCUCCCCGAGAGCAGUCGCUUCCACGAUCUCGCAGCGGGUGGGUUGUAGCACGGCCGAAAAAGCAAAACACGCGUUCGCCGCGGACGGUAAUGGCCGCCGUAGUAGCAGGCUAGCCGUCGAGGAAGAGGACUCGCGUGCGUGCUACGUCCUCUCGCCCUGAGCCUGAACGCGCGUCCAUUCUUAUACAAUUGAAACGUGUACAGUUUAACGAUACCGAUCCGGUCAACGAUACGCGUGGUGAGAACUCGUCGAAGCUUUUCUAGUACAAACUUCGUGAUCCAGGAAGAUUUAUUAUAUCCUGUAUGAUAUCUUACUAGAGCCGGUUGAACAGUGCGUGCGUGCACCAGCAGUGUAUGUGGUGGCCAGCCAUUUUUCAAUGUGCUACGCCGGUCCAUGACCCUUUGUCUCAUCUCUACGCGUUGGAUUUACUGACUCGUUGGCCGCACCCGUGGCCACCACCUUCUUGGAUUAUCAUUCGACUUCUCGCUCUGGAUUAUCAUCUUCCUCCUCUUCUGUCUUCUGCUGCUGCUGCUGCUCCAGUUACUACUGCCACUAGGCACUGACGUGGGUGGAUCCUCCGAUGCGUCGAAUGGGACGGGGAUGAUGGCGCGGGAGCCGUACGAAAGUCCCGAGGAUUCACGUGGACGGUGAGAAGAGUGGAAGGGCAUGCGGGGAGAGAUAGGGAUGAUAAUCGAGUGAUAGGGAGAGAUAAGAGAAAAAGAAAAAUUUGAAAGUAACCCAACCUAACCUCUGAGCUCCAUGAAGAAAUGUCAAGGCGAGCCAGGGAUACGAGUUCCUCCUGCCAGUAGAGUCAGGCGCACUUCAGAGUCCUGGGAGUCUGAACAAGUUGGAGUGGCGGCACCGGGUCGGCGGGGGAGAGUGCUCUCUCGCUGAAGACCAUCCGAAGAAACUUUUCUCCUUGGACGUGGUGAAGCGUUAUCGAGGCAUGAGGUACCCAGGGUGGUCCAUCGUCCACUGGUAGAGUUGGUCGGAAGUGGCCAAGAUAGAUAGAUAGAUAGCUAAGGAAGUGAAAACAAAAAAAAAAAAGACAAAAGUAUACAGCGCGAGCUUCAGAAGCUCGUAAUUGAGAGAGCUUUCGUAAUAAACGUCAUCGAGGAUGCCCUCGAUUUUACCACUGCUUCUGGGCACGCUGGCCUACCUGAGCCACGUACUCGGCGCAGGCGACGGCGGCGCCAACAGUCCGGUCUUCGAUCUGGACAACGUCGCCCUGGAGAAGAAUCUCAAAGCUAUAUUCAACAAGGUCGCGCACAGCUCGGCCACGACCAAACGCAGCGUACCGGUCUACGAGGCGCAGAUGUCGGCGAGCACGACCCUGUCGACGGUGCCCUCGCCGCUCACCACGACCCCCACGGUGCCGUCGAUCAGGUACCCCAUACCCAGAGCUACGGUGUCGCCGACGUUUCGGGAAGUGCCGUCCUAUCCUCCGUUGUCGAGGACCUUCUUCACGCCUCCUUUACCUCCUGAGAUUCUCAAUCCCUUCCGGGACAAGCCCACUCUGCGGGGGACCAAUUCGGACACGCACACGGGUCCGAGGAGACCCGUGCCGCCACCCAGUCUGACCCCGGCUCACGAGAGGAUACCCAUAAGGCCGCCUGAUCUUGCUCAGCGACCCUCGCAGACGCCGGACAAGUCCUCGUCCUCGUCGUCCAGGAACAAACCCUUGAACACACCCAGCAAAGAGCAGACCAAGUCUGCCGAGACGGUGGAGCAGCUCGAGCGCAGGAACAGCACCACCAGCGAGUUCGUACCCACGCUCCAUUACCCCAGUAUCUCUCGGAUACUGUCUGGGAGCAACGGCAGGAAGCAGGAUAUACCUGAGAUCUUGCUGAAACCAAUCUCGACCAAGGUACCACCGAUUCUUCAGAACGUACCUUCGGCAUCUAGCACCGAGAGACCUACGACGAUGAGCAUCGCCACGACAACGACCAUCCGGACGACCACCAGGUCCUCGAAGGCCGUCACGCAUCCUACUAUAUUUAAUUUACCCAACACGAGACGUCAGGAUGACGACACAGCCAGCGACGUCGGCUUCAAGAGUGAGAACAACGCGAUCGUCGACGCGGAGAGGUUACCCCGUCCGCAACCUCAGCCACCGGCACCGUCCAAGCGGCCACCGGGUAGCAACCUCGUAGUGCCCCACAUGGAGACCCAUCCUCUGGAGCCAACCUGGAGGAUCGCCUGGUCCCUUCACGUCUACGUAGCUGCCAUCACCUUCACUCUGAUGGCUCUUUACUCAAUCUACAAGAUCGUCCGCUUCAACGAAGCCACCAACCUCCUCACCCAGUCCUACUUCCUGACGGUCCAUCUUCUCCUGACCACCGUCUGCACCCUGCGCUGCUUUCAUCUCUUCUACGACGCUUACAAUUUCGGCAGCUCCCUUCCGGAACCUCUGUCGGAAGUCCUCAUGUUCCUGCCGGAGCCAUUGCUCUCGACGGCGUUCGCUACCCUCGUCCUCUACCUGGCCAGGUGCUCGGAAGCGCCGUCGCUCAACAACAAGUUCCUCUCACCAGCCGCCGUGGUCCUGUGCUCUACGGUGCACAUAGUCAUCUGUAUCACUCUCCACGUCUCCAGCCACGUACUGGGUUACAAGGACAAGGACAGGAUACUACCACUGAUCUAUCAGUGCAUCUACACCGUCGUCUGCGUCACCCUGGGACUGUGCUACAUGUACGUCUACCGCGUGGUACGCUCCCAGAUUCAGAUAACGAACAGCAAGUCCGUGGGUGGCGGAAGUCAUGCUGGUGCCGUUGAUCCCACGACGGUUGCCCUGGGCACAGCCAUUACGACCACCAUCGCCACGGCUCUCCUCUACAUCCUCAUGGGUUUCGUCCAGCUGUACGGCGUCUUCUGGGUCCGGGAACGUCUUCUACCGUAUCCCUGGCUCUGGUGGGGCUGGCAGUUCUCGGUACGUCUAUUGGAGCUCUCCAUGUGCGGCCUUCUUGCCUGGGUGGCCAGUCUCUCGCAGUAUCCCCUGCGCGAGAAGCAACUUCAGCAGCACUCGGCCCACUCGGGCUUCGCCCUCUUUCCCUGCGGAAGCUCCACGUCCACCGAGAACAUGGACGACGUUCUCUAUCCAGCCAUAUGCAGCACCAAUCAGGCCAUACAGAAUUACACUAUGCGAACCGGCAAACAGGUAUACGACGACAGCUUCCCGCUGAACACUCUACCGGAACACCUGAACAUCUCCGGGACCUUCGAGAGACACUCCAUAAGGAAAUCCGGGACUCUGGCUCACUUUCCGCACGAAGGAGCCGCGGCGGCGGCUGCCGCUGCUGCGGCCGCUGCGGCCGCUGCACGCGGCUCACUGGGUCGUCAUGGAAACGGGGUUCAGACUCUACGCGGUUCCGAGUCUCGUGCGGGUAGACACACGCCGGUAUCGAAUCAGGGUCUACACGAGCAGCCACCAGCAUCGGGAUCGACGAUGCUCGUAGCCGAGGACGGGUUCGUUCGGUUUCGUAGCCUCGGCGCCGAGGAGGAUGACCUCUCGGACUCCCAGAGUAUCGUCGGUACCCACGGCAGAGGUAGUUCCUUGGCUGGUAGCGUGCGCUACAACGCGAGGCAUCCCUCUGCCACUGCUACUACACUGCAGCAUCAGCAUCCGCACCAGCAUCAGCACUCGCAUCAGCAUCAGCAUCCGCACUCCGGCCAGGCUCAUCAUCAUCAGGGACAUCACCAGAGUCAUCAUCAGCUCUACAAUAACACGUAGAAUACAUAACGGUCAUCUAGGUUCUUGAUGUCAAAACCGUUUUGUUACCCCGUGCUGCUUGUGAAAACGCUUUCAAUCUCGACUAAUGUUUGAGACGACCACGAGGACGACGAGCCAGCUAGUGAUGGAGGAUGACGGCACCGUGGAUGCAUCGGCAAUUAUUGGGAAACGGCCUGUGAGACAUCUCGAUGAUGUCGAGAAACGAAUGAGAAUUAACUUUACCUAAUUGUUGUAAGAUACGUCCCGUGUAUAGAGAACCCAUAUUUGCCCGCCCCAAUUACCCCCUAAAGAAAAGCGUCCUUCAACCCCUACGCCAAGGCGCUGCCCGAUCGACUAAUAUUUAUUUUAACUCUUGACGAGAGAGAGAGACCGAGUGAAUGAGGCAUAUAUGAGAGUGAAAGAGCAAAUGAUUAUUAUAUAUAAUGAAAUUGUACGAAUGCCUGUGAAUUAAGAGAGCGAAUGGUAUUUGAGCGCGUGAUCGACUGCAUCCAAGACAGAAUAUAAGUGCGCGAGACCGGGCGGUGCAUCGUGCGUUUACGGAGAUAAUUUCUCAGGAGCCACGAUACUCGGCACUUGGUACUUAAUACGUUCCUUGCAAUUGCGAAAACUGAUAUAUCGUUCAUUUCGAACAAGUAGACCGCUUACUUCGACUUUCGAUGUAUCCGAGAUCCGGCGACACGGCGUGUUUCCAAAGGAACGAAAUAGAGAGUCAGAGAGGAGGGAGAAAGGAGAGAGAGAGAGAGAGACAAGAAGAAACAAAAGAAAAUUAACCCAUGGCAACACGUCGUGGAUCGUGGAUAUAUUUUUAAGUGAUAUACGACCAAGGGGGUCCAAACAAAAUAAAACUACGUCGCCAACUUUGUAAUUCCGUGACUAGCUUCGUUUUCGGGCCAUUCGGAAUGUAAGGUAGGCGUGAGGUUGCGUGCGCGCAUGCGCACAGGCCAAAGCACUAAGAACCAGCGCGAGGACUCGCGUUUUGUACAGUCGGCACUAAUUUAUAGCUCCUUUCGCACCUCCCCUUAAGUUUCAGUUUACGUCUUAAGCGGAUAGAUUUAAGUUUCACGAUUACACGCUAAGUUACGUCUGCGUUACGAUUAAGUUAUCCAAGGAGAGAGAGAGAGAGAGAGAGAGAGUGUACGAAUGAACGAAUGAAUACGAGAGAGACGAACUGCGCUUCACCCAUCCACGACCAAUAAUUGUAUCUGACACGAUGCUUCACCUUUCCGGUAUACAUUUUUCAUAUAAUUUAAAAAAUUGUAUUUUUUCAUCCUUUCAAGAGAGCCUCCUCUUGGCUUUUACUCUAUUGGUUAUAUCUUCUCUUUGAGAAUUUUCCUCUUUGCCUCUUCAAGACCUUUUAACUUCUCUUACCUUUGCAUCUGGCCUCCCAAACAAACCCAGCCUAGCGUGAGAGUCGCGCGCACCGAUGCCACCUACAGUUUGUCUUUCGCGUUUACGUGUAUCCAACAGAUAUACGUGUACGAGCUCUUCGCCAGUCAAAGCCGACGGCGGUCAAUACGAUUUAAUCCGAUUCCUAGCUCCGGAGAGUCCCUUUGAAACAGACGGUUUCUCCGUCGUCAUGGUACCUUCCGGAAGUCCGUCGACUCUUCAAUUAAUUCUACGUCGGAUGGUAUAUUUAUUUUGUUCCCGAUACCCUGACGAGUAGACGCUCCCCUUGUCCGUCUCCCUCGCAUCUGGCAAGACCAGAGGGAGCAGGUAACGGGGAGGAGUUUUCAGUUCUCAUUCUCCCUUUAUCAUUCUGUUUUAAGUUCUUCGUUUAUCUUUUGCCCGGAGUCCUACCCCCGCAUUUUUAUACGUCCAAUUAUAACGCCCCCCGGUCGGCGCGUCUGCUACUUUCUUUUUGUUUUUUUUCAUCGUCUCGCGAAUCAGCUGGGAAAUCGGGGAUCUGGCCGAUUUAUUUUUUCUUUCUCCAUUCCAUUUUCGUUUGACUUUUUAAUCUUCAGUCAACCAGGAGCUUACGACACGGGCGCACCGCAAAGAGUGUCCGACCCACCUGGUGUGGUGGAAUUAUUUUAUUUUUUUUUUUUUUUUUUGAAUGUAUAUCUGUACUAUAUUGGGUAUAUUGUAAAGGAGUAACGUUGUGCGUGCAAGACGUGACAUUAUGUGUAUGUGCGUGGCUGUGCGUGAAUCGAGAUGUGAUGCGUUCCAUUGAAUCGAGGGAGUUUAGAGAGAUACAAAAAGAAUUAUGUAAUUAUUUCAUUUUUGCGGACAGGGAACGUCUGGCUAUCGCGAGACGCAUUCCUCCGCGCGUGCGCGAGAGCUACUAUUUGAACCCUUUUGUUUUGUUCCCCUUCGAGAAGCAUCGCGUAGCUUCGGUUCUAAAUAAUGCAUAUCGUUGUAAAGCUUGCGAGCGAAUUAUUCGCCGGUUUACGAGCGUUCGUCAUAUGCUUCGAGGUAAGCGAUUGACAUGGUGCAUGAAUGGAGUUACUGUGAUGUAUAAUAUUUGAUAUGCAGGCACAGGAGCUCUGAUGUGAAUGAGAGAGGGGAUGAAUGUAAAUGGAAAAGAAGUACGGAUAUGCACUGGAAUAUAAAAUUUAUAAAAAAAAAAAAGAAACGUGAGCCACUCGUUGUCGAGUACACCUAUUUACGUAUAACGAGGGGGAGACAUAGGGAGGACAGUGGGUCUUCGUGUUUUACAUCGAGUUGCUGGAUACGCGAGAGAAAAGAGUCCAAUUUUAAAAUAGCAAUGGGAUGCAGCGUCCAAAUACCGAAGACUUCUCGAUAACGAUAUACGAUAACUCCGGAACACGAAAUUACGAAUGCUUAAUCGGAAUCUGUAAAAAAGAAACCUGUAUGAUAUCUGUACAAAAUUAAUAGAAGUGAUAUAAACAAAUGUGA
Cephus cinctus (wheat stem sawfly) is the source of this 6628-nucleotide messenger RNA. RefSeq lists its product as uncharacterized. NCBI's taxonomy places the organism in Eukaryota, Metazoa, Arthropoda, Insecta, Hymenoptera, Cephidae. The coding region runs from base 1163 to 3772 and encodes 869 amino acids. The record is from RefSeq and is a predicted model, not a curated record. The transcript is spliced from 3 exons.